CGCAGCAUGACUCGGUUCGCGUUCUACUGCUCUGGGCACGGCUUCGGGCACGCGACACGCGUCUCUGCCGUCAGCCUCGAGCUCCUCCGUGCAGGCCACGCCGUCACGGUCGUCACCAAUGCCCCCGAGAUCCCGUUCGCGUCCAUCCUGCCCCCGACCGCGCUCCCCGCCGCCGACCGCGACAUCGCCAACCCGGGCCCAAAGACGAGCCCGCUCCCGCAGUACGCCGAGUACCGCAGGCGCAACAUUGACGCGGGCAUCGUCCAGCCAAAGGCGUACGACGUCGACCGCCAGGCGACCUUUGACGUCCUCGACGGGUUCCUCAACCAGCGCGACCAGACGCUCGCCGAGGAGGUGGCGUGGCUCAAGGAGGCCGGGAUCGAGGCAGUGUUGAGCGACGCGACGUUCCUCGGCUGUGCCGCCGCCAAGGGAGCUGGCCUCCCGGCAAUCAUCAUCUCCAACUUCACCUUCGACUCGUGCUACUCGUACCUGUCCCAUCCUUCCCUUCCCUCGCACGAGUACGGCGUCGCCCAGCCCGAGCCGCCACUCGACCACGCGGUCCUGCACCCUCUCGUCGAGCAGACCGUCGCCGACUACUCGAGCGCGUCGCUCCUCCUGCGCCUGCCCGGCGUCAUCCCCAUACCGGCGUUCGACACGGACGUGCCCAUGCCGUCCGGCCGGUGGGUCAACGACGAGCGCACCGCCUUCGUCCCCGAGGUCGAGGCCAUCCUGUCGCGCCCGACCGACUCGAUCCCGUCGGCCGCCGACGGCCGCACCGUCAUCGACGUGCCGCUCAUCGUGCGCGCGCCCUCGCCCGACGCCAACACGCCCGCCUUCCGCGCCGAGCUCCUCGAGUCGAUGGGCGUCCCGCACCACCUCCUGUCGAGCAAGGUCCUCCUCGUCUCGUUCGGCGGCCAGGCCAUCCCGCGCCCACGCACGCGCCCGCCGACGCCGCUCUCGUCGCCGCUCCUGCGCCGCACCAUGAGCAGCCAGCUGUCGUCGAGCCUGUCGUCGCUCGAAGCGCCGCAACAGGACGAGCGGCGCGAGGCGGGCCUGCUCCCGAAAGGGUGGAUCGCCAUCGUGACGGGCCUGAGCGGCGGCGACAACGCGAUCCGCGACGACUUGCCGUACGGCUUCUUUGCGAGCGACAAGGACGUCUACGUGCCCGACCUGACGUGGAUCGCCGACUGCGUCCUCGGCAAGCUCGGGUACGGCACCUGUUCCGAAACGCUGUCGUGCCGCACGCCCUUCAUCUACGUCCCUCGCCCGCUCUUUGUCGAAGAGUUCGGCCUCAAGCGGCUCAUGCACGCCCGAGGCGCGUCGCUCGAGCUCAGCCGGGUCGACUUUGAGGCCGGCAGGUGGGAGCUGCACAUUGACGAGGCGUACGAGCUCGGGCGCGAGGCCAAGGAGCGCGCGAGGAGGGUCGGGUUCGAGGACGAGAAGGCGGGAGAGGCGAUCCGGAGCGAGAUUGAGAGGUUCCUCGCACGGUGGGGGCAGUAGAUAGUGUAUCGAGAGUGCAUUGCAUCGGAGUGACAUCUAGCCGG
This is a messenger RNA of Rhodotorula graminis WP1, 1544 nucleotides long. RefSeq lists its product as uncharacterized. NCBI's taxonomy places the organism in Eukaryota, Fungi, Basidiomycota, Microbotryomycetes, Sporidiobolales, Sporidiobolaceae. The record is from RefSeq and is a predicted model, not a curated record. The coding region runs from base 7 to 1500 and encodes 497 amino acids. The transcript is spliced from 6 exons.